GUCGUCGCCGGCGCCGCGACGCCAAAGUAGUCACGGCUGUGAGUGCCGCGUCUCAUCCUUCGAGCAGUGCGUGUUCAUCUCGCGACGACACGUUUUUUUUUCUCGUUGGUCCUGGCAAACUCGCGCUUUAUUUGCACCACGCACACAGUCACGUUGCUCAUAUAUGUUACUUCUGGUUCCUGGCAAAUUCGCGCACGUGACACUAUCGCAUCUCUCGCGAUUUUCUCAUCAUCGUCUCUCGCGGACGUUCUACAUCCGUAUGUUAUUUCAUUGCGCGCUUCCCGAGCUCUGCGAGCGUUGUUCAAAGAGGAACGUGUCCGAGCAAACGCAUGAAGGAAGUUAUCAAAUACCGCAUGACAGGCUUGUCACGCACGACAGGAUGCUGUGAGAUUCUACUCUCAAAAUCGAAGCAUAAUCUGGUAAAGCAGACAAGAGAAAGUUCGUCUUGAAACUAAUAUCCGUCAAACUAAUAAUCUUGGAUCGUGCGCUCAGCAAAUGAUUGACAGAAUGACAUCAAUGUCACGUACGUUAUCCUCGUCAACAACACAAACUUUAGUUAUGUCAAUAUCUCCGUCGUUAUUUUCUGACAGAAUACUAAGAAGAUAUCUGUAAGUCCGCCUAGAUAUAAUAAAGUUCUGCUGCGAUUAAUUACAUUAUGUAAUAAAGAUCGGUGUAACAAAUUGUUCGAGAACAAGAUAUGCAGUCAAGUGUUUUUCUAUACUUCGUUUCGCUCUUGGAAUUCUGAUUCAUAUUUCAAAACCAAUGAUGAUGAAUACAACGAUGGAUUACGGUCAAAAUUCAACUUACAACCUAAACUCAACGCACAACGAUAUAGGCCAAAAUUGCGAGGCUGAAUUGCCAAUCGUCGCUCUGGUCAACCAGAUUCUUUACUCUGUCGUCUGUAUCGUCGGACUCCUCGGGAAUACCUUGGUCAUUUAUGUCGUUUUACGCUUCUCGAAGAUGCAAACAGUGACGAACAUGUACAUCGUAAAUUUGGCGAUCGCGGACGAGUGCUUCCUGAUAGGUAUACCGUUCUUAGUGACGACGUUUAGUUUGCGCAGCUGGAUCUUCGGUAAAAUCAUGUGCAAAGCCUAUAUGACCACGACAAGUAUUAAUCAGUUCACCAGCAGCAUCUUUCUGUUCAUUAUGAGUGCCGAUCGUUACAUCGCUGUGUGCCAUCCGAUAUCAUCUCCGAAGAUGCGCACGCCGUUCAUCUCGAGAGUGGUCUCGCUUACCGCCUGGGCCACCAGCGCUCUCUUCAUGGUCCCGGUAUUUCUUUACGCAAACGCCAUGGAAUCUCCGGAAGGUGUUGUCAGUUGUAACAUUUAUUGGCCUAAUGAUCGUGGCGGCCAGACUUCCUUCACUCUUUACACCCUCAUUCUAGGCUUUGCAGUUCCUCUGAUACUCAUAUUGAUUUUUUAUUUUCUCGUGAUCAAAAAGCUGCGCACGGUAGGACCAAAAAACAAAUCGAAGGAAAAGAAACGAUCGCACCGGAAGGUCACCAAGCUGGUGCUAACAGUGAUCACUGUAUAUGUUUUCUGCUGGUUACCUUACUGGGUCACUCAAGUGGCGCUGAUAUAUACUCCGCCGAAGCAAUGUCAGAACAGUAUCGCCAUUACCAGCUUUCUUCUAGCUGGUUUUCUCAGCUACAGCAACAGCGCAAUGAAUCCGAUUCUAUACGCUUUUCUGAGCGACAACUUUAAGAAGAGCUUUUUGAAGGCGUGCACCUGUGCCGCUGGCAAAGAUGUGAACGCGGCGCUGCAUAUAGAGAACAGCGUAUUCCCAAGAAGGAACAAGGCCAACGUCGACAGACUCCAGUCUAACCGCAUGGUCACCUCCGGACAAUCUAGAAUAGAACUUGAGGACGAGGAGGCAGAGAGAGGCUUGCUCAUCAGCAAAACCUCCACAACCACAGUGACCAUGACGUCGCGAUCAAACAUCACGGUUAGCAGCGAGCCCAGAGACCUUGCACAGAGAGAUAAGGAUCUAAUUAAGAACGGUGCACAGUUAACUUUGUUGACGCAGGUUUAAAGCUCUCCCUCCCGGACUGGAAUUAUCUGAUUCCGGAAUGAGCUUUCUCUCUGUCCGUUGGAAACGAUAGGCUUAUCCGCUUGCUGGAUCCUGAUCGUAGCGAUGAUAUUUAUAUCUAUUGCGCUUCACAAAGGCCGAGAAGAUCAAGAUUAAGUGCAAUGAUAAAAAGUUAUUAAAGAUGCAUCGGUUUGUCAGAGUGAUAUAUAUGUGACAUCGGCGAGUGAUUUCAUAGUGUUAGCAGUGUGAUCCGAAACUCUUUAUAAAAUCACACGACAAUCGACGAAUAGAAUAGAAAGAAAUACAAAGAAGCUGUGUUUCAUAUGAAUGUUAAUUCUUGGUGCUAUCUGUUUCGACACAACAAUUAACCGAAUAAUUUGAAAGUCAUUGAUGUUAUAGUCUAGAAAAAUUUGUAAGAAUCAACGCGAGACAUAUUUUAGAAUCUGUAUCGUCGCGAAAGUGUCGAGCUAGAACUUAAGUAUUUUUUUCGUAAAAAUGAUUUCUCUAAAUGCAACACAAUCGUUGUACCUGACUGUUGUUCGCCACAAUAUUUAUAUAUUAUAAUAUUACCCGAAUCUUAAAUAAUAUAUGUAUGUGAAGAUUAUCUUAUAAUCCGAAGACAUUGCGCUCAAUUCUAAAUGCAACGAUCAUUUCUUAUCGUAUUUCUUAUCAUAUUCUUCCAUUCGAUAAAACGAGAAGAACUUUUUUCUGUAUCUAGUAAACAAUAUAUCACUGGACAGAACAUAAAAGCUUAUGAUCGAUGAUCCUCAUUCCUCAUGAACAUCCGAAAACAAAUCGAGGUGGCCGAAAGAGUUGCGCCUGGUAUUGAUCUGUGAAUACUUACAAAAAAAAUUUCUGUCAGAUUUUGUGAUGAUUUAUCUACUUUUCAUAGUGAUAACAAAUGUGUGUGUAAUGUUUCA
Camponotus floridanus (Florida carpenter ant) is the source of this 2948-nucleotide messenger RNA. RefSeq names its product somatostatin receptor type 2 (gene AstC-R2). Lineage: Eukaryota; Metazoa; Arthropoda; Insecta; Hymenoptera; Formicidae. Bases 763 to 2031 code for a protein of 422 amino acids. The transcript has 2 exons. Gene Ontology annotation, cellular component: neuron projection; membrane. The record is from RefSeq and is a predicted model, not a curated record. Gene Ontology annotation, biological process: G protein-coupled receptor signaling pathway. Gene Ontology annotation, molecular function: peptide binding; somatostatin receptor activity.